Molecule: messenger RNA, 333 nt
Organism: Penicillium cataractarum
Lineage: Eukaryota; Fungi; Ascomycota; Eurotiomycetes; Eurotiales; Aspergillaceae
Exons: 1
Coding region: 1-333 (110 amino acids)
Molecular function (GO): oxidoreductase activity
Source: RefSeq, a predicted model, not a curated record
AUGACUUUCACCGCUGUCGUCGUUUACCCCAAUGAGCCGGACACCACGUUCGACACCGACUACUACCUGCAGACCCAUAUGCCUCUGGUGGCCAAGCACUGGGGUCCCGCUGGUCUGAAGAGCUGGAAUGUCGUCAAGUACGACCGCGAUCUUGCCGGCACUUCUCCCAAGUACCUGAUUGCCGCCACCCUAGUGUGGGAGAGCGAGGAGGCCGUCAAGGCGGCUGUCUCCGGAGAGACUGCGCCUAUUAUCUUCGGCGAUAUCCCCAACUUCACCAACAAGCAGCCCGUUACUCUCGCCGGUAGCACCAUUGGAAGCCAGGAGAUCUCCUAA